AUGGGGCCUGCUACUAAGCAGGCCGGCGGGACGGCCCUGGAGUCGUACUACAAGGGCCGCAUCGAGGAACUCGAGAUCCAGGUCCGCGACAAGACGCAGAACCUCCGGCGGCUCGAGGCGUCGCGGAACGACCUCAAUGGCAAGGUCCGGGCUCUGCGGGAGGAGCUCAUGCUGCUCCAGGAGCCCGGGUCGUACGUGGGCGAGGUCGUGAAGAUCAUGGGGAAGAAGAAGGUCCUCGUGAAGGUGCACCCCGAGGGAAAGUACGUCGUCGACCUCGACAAGGACAUCGACAUCGGCUCCCUCAAGGCUGGCCUGCGGGUGGCACUGCGCAACGACUCCUACACGCUCCACUUCGUGCUCCCCACGAAGGUGGACCCUCUCGUGUCCCUGAUGAAGGUCGAGAAGGUCCCGGACUCCACGUACGACAUGAUUGGCGGCUUGGACCAGCAGAUCAAGGAGCUCAAGGAGGUCAUCGAGCUCCCCAUCAAGCACCCGGAGCUGUUCGAGGCGCUGGGCGUGGCGCAGCCAAAGGGCGUCAUCCUCUACGGCCCGCCCGGCACCGGCAAGACCCUCCUCGCGCGCGCCGUCGCGCACCACACCGACUGCACCUUCAUCCGCGUCUCCGGCUCCGAGCUCGUCCAAAAAUACAUCGGCGAGGGCUCCAGGAUGGUCCGCGAGCUCUUCGUGAUGGCCCGCGAGCACGCGCCGUCGAUCAUCUUCAUGGACGAAGUGGACUCGAUCGGGUCGUCGCGCACGGAGGGCGGCGGGGGCGGCGGCGGCGGCGACAGCGAGGUCCAGCGCACGAUGCUCGAGCUCCUGAACCAGCUCGACGGCUUCGAGGCCACGAACAAGAUCAAGGUCCUCAUGGCGACGAACCGGCUCGACAUCCUGGACCCCGCGCUGCUGCGGCCGGGGCGGAUCGACCGGAAGAUCGAGAUCCCGCACCCGACGGAGGCGUCGCGGCACUCGAUCCUGCAGAUCCACUCGCGGAAGAUGAAUUUGAUGCGCGGGAUCGACCUGAAGAAGGUGGCGGACAUGAUGGCGGGCGCGAGCGGGGCGGAGCUCAAGGGGUGCUGCACGGAGGCCGGGAUGUUCGCGCUGCGGGAGCGCCGCGUGCACGUGACGCAGGAGGACUUCGAGAUGGCCGUCGCCAAGGUCAUGAAGAAGGACUCGGACAAGAACAUGUCAGUCAGGAAACUGUGGAAGUGA
Molecule: messenger RNA, 1209 nt
Organism: Pedinophyceae sp. YPF-701
Lineage: Eukaryota; Viridiplantae; Chlorophyta; Pedinophyceae
Source: the annotation of a GenBank genome assembly